AAGGCUUACAUGCUGGAGAGCUCGUUGUUCGUGUACUGGAUCUCGCUGGGGACACUGCUGAUGAGCUUGUACUCCUGGGCGAGGAGGCUGCCGAGUUUGCCAAGCAGCGAUCUCAUGGCGCUCUCGGAGGCGCCCACGGCGAGCUCCAUGCUGGUUCGGCGUUAGCUGAUCUUCUGUAUAUUCCACGUGCGCUUCACAAGAAUUCCACGUGCAUAUUUUUAUAUUCACGAAUGGCAUCAAAUUUGCAGUUUAAACUUUGUAGAUGUAUACCAUAGUCUCUCCUGUAUGUUAAAAAGGUUUCAAGGUCUUAGUUCAGAAAAAACAAGUUUAAAGAAUUUUGAAACUUUUCUAGGUAGGUUAUCAUGGGAUUCGCAUAAUCUCUUGUUUUGGAGGUAUUUCUAGCUUAUUACUGGUAACCACCCCACGGUUGAUUGGUUGCUUAUUGCUAGCUUAUUAGAAUUACAUACUAGUCUGUCCCAGAGUUGUAGUGGCAAGCAAUGAUGCUUGGCUGGUUGCUUCGGGCUUUUGCCGAACCAGUGAUCAGUUGAUUGUAAUUUGCAUCGUAUUGUAUUAUCCGAUCCAGGCAAACCUCUCUGGCCUGACAGUGAUCAUGCUAAUCAUCAGAGCCUAAUCCAGUGGGUCCGCUGGUAUCAAAUAAAAAAAAAUCCAAUAAUGGGUCUGAAGGUAAUCAUUAGACAUGGGUGAAUCAGCAACGCACAUCCUGAGAGAGCUAGAGGAGCUGCGAGCUAGACGCCACACCAGUCCACAUUCGCUGACCCAGCCCCGUCCCCGGGGUUGGGGGCACGGUGACACCCACGGAUCGGAAUCCGGAGCAGGCCGGGGCCGGCGAGCAAGAUGGGCACGUUGUCCGGGGUGAUGGACGUGCUGCCGGAGAAGCUCGGCGCGCUGCUUGAGCAUGAGUACGCGCUGCUCUCUGGCGUCCGCGUCGACGUCCGCUUCCUCCAAUUCGAGCUAGGAAGCAUCCGCGCCGCGAUCCACCACUACGAGUGCCUCAGCGAGAAUGAGCGGAACCCCGAGAUGAGGGACUGGGUCAUCCUCGUCCGCGAGCGCGCCUACGACGUCGACCUAUCGGUGCUGCCGCCCGCAUCCGGGGCAACCCCUCCUUCAGGUCUCAAUGGUGGUUUCGCAGCACUGCGCGCAAGAUGGCAACACUCCCCACCCGCCGCGCCAUCUCCAGCGAGCUUCACACUCUCAAGGCGGGUGUCAUUGACCUAACAGAGCAGCGGCGGCGCCACAAGAUCGACGUGACCCUCCCCGCCAAGGCCAAGCAUGGGGACGUCGUUGAUCCCCGCCUUUCCGCGCUCAACCAGGAUAUUGACAGACUUGUCGGCCUGGCCAGGCCAAUGGAAGAGGUGACCAAGAUGGUUACCGAAUCUGGGGACAAGUCUGAGCUCAAGACCGUCUCCAUUGUUGGCAUGGCCGGUUCCGGGAAGACGACACUCGCCUAUGCAGUGUACAUGCGGCUUAGAGAGGAGAACUGCUUCCAGUGUCACGCAUUCGUCUCUGUGGGACAGAAUUUAGAGGUCAAGAAGACUCUCAUGGACAUGCUCUCGAUGCUCGCCGAUGGGCCCCGGGUACGUCUAGAUGUCGACAUUAAGAAAGUGCAUCUCAUUGGGAGGCUGAGAGAAAUACUGGAGAAGAAAAGAUACCUUAUUGUGGUUGAUGAUUUAUGGACGGAGGAAUGUUGGCAAAUCAUAAAGUGUUGUUUUCCAGAGAACUCUCUUGGCAGUAGAAUAAUCACCACAACAAGGAAAGCUGCAAUGGCAGCGGAAUGUUCUUCCAGUUCAAGCGAUUGCAUUUACAACAUUGGGCUUCUUAGUGAAGUGGACUCUAAAAAGUUAGCCUUCGGUAAUGAGAAUUAUGAUCAUUAUCCUCCAUAUUUGAAGGACGUUUUUCCCGAAAUUAUAAGAAAAUGUGGUGGCCUGCCUCUUGCUUUAGUUGCUGUAGCUGCAGUGUUAAAAGAUUGCCAGUUUUCAACAGAUUCAUGGGAGCGGCUUAAUGGAUCGAACUGGUUCUCGUUGUCACAUCCCGGUGGAGAAGUGAUGAAGCGGAUAUUCAAUCUUAGCUAUAACGAUCUACCCCCACAUCUCAGUACUUGUCUGCUGCAUCUAAGCAUAUUUCCUCAGAACUACGAGGUUGAAAUAGACCGUCUAGUGAGGCGAUGGAUUGCUGAAUUGUACAUCGUUGGAGCACGUGACAGAGAUGUGGUCAAUAGCUAGAAGCUAUCUCAAUGAGCUCAUUUGCAGAAACAUGGUACAAUUAUCGCAUCUGAUGCAUGAUGAUGCCCCAAGAUGUUGCAAGCUUCAUCCAGUGACACAUGAUUUCAUUGUCAUCAAAUCCAUGGAAGAGAACUUUGUCACCCUGCUGAAUGAUCAGAAUCCUGUUCUCGGCCUCAACCCAGUCUGCCGGCUGUCUAUACAGAGCAGCAAGCAAGAUCGAUACCUGACGCGAAAUGAUUCUGUUAACUUAUGUUUUUUUUUUGAAACCUAAUACUAUUUGCUUAGUAGAUCGUGUUCGCUCAGUCACUGUCUUUGGUCAGGCCAGCUCCACACCCGCACCUCGCCUGAACCUGACUGAUUUGAGCUUGGUGCGUGUGCUGGACCUCGAAGGCUGGGAUGGUCCAGUAUGCCUGGAUGGCAUUAACAAUCAACCUCUUCUAAGGUAUCUGAGCGUCAGAGGCACUGAUAUCAGUGAGCUACUGGCAGCAAUUUGGGAGCUAAGGAGCCUGGAGACACUGGAUGUGAGAUCCACAAAGGUGAAAGAGCUGCCUCGCAGCAUUGUGGGGCUACGGACUACUUUGAGAACUCUUCUGUGUGGUUGUGAAGGAAUGAUUAGCUCGAUUGAAACAGCAACAAUUCUGGAGGUGCUUGCAAUAACAUGGUCCUUUCACCUGUAACAUCCCGGAUUUUCCGGAAUGUUAUCUUGGUGCAAAAAAUCAUGAAUUUCAAAAAAACUUUUCGUGUUGUGCCCUAGUUAGAACAUAAUAUAAGGUUAUUUUCUCUCUACCUCGAGCUCUUAGUAAAUUUAAUUGAAAUUAAGGACUAUUAAAUGCUAAUGUGAAUAUUUGAAGU
This is a messenger RNA of Panicum hallii, 3092 nucleotides long. Its product is annotated as putative disease resistance RPP13-like protein 3. Gene Ontology annotation, molecular function: ADP binding. Lineage: Eukaryota; Viridiplantae; Streptophyta; Magnoliopsida; Poales; Poaceae. The record is from RefSeq and is a predicted model, not a curated record. Bases 1164 to 2240 code for a protein of 358 amino acids. The transcript is spliced from 2 exons. Gene Ontology annotation, biological process: defense response to other organism.